AUAUAAAUAAAAUAUACAAACAUUGCAUUUAAUUAAAAUUAACAACUUUUGUUUUUUCAACAAUUAUUGGUUUUAUUACUUUGAAGAUGAAAAUUUCACUUGUUUUUAUUCUUUUUGUGGUUGUCCAAGCCAAAGAUUUUAUUAUCCAUAAAAAGCAGUUUGUUUUAAAUCAAGGUUUAAUUCUUGGAACACUCGAUGUUUUAAGGAAGGAACACACUAUCAUUUUUAAGGUUUAUCCUAAAAGUUACUCUAAAGGCUGGAAGAGUGUUUUUCAUUUAACCCAGGGUAAAGAUUACGGAGCUUAUGGUGACAGAAUUCCAGGUGUUUGGUUUCAUGAUGACGGCUCCGGAAAACUUUCAAUUUUUACUGCAGUUAACGGUAACAAUAACUAUUACGUUGCAACAGCUCCGCUUCCAUUAAAUCAAUGGUCCAGUGUUAAAAUAUGUCAAAGUGUACAUAACGGGAAGUAUUGGUAUUCUGUUGAUCUUAAUGGAAUCAACAUUCAUAGAGUUGAAAAUUCUGACGCCAGAGAUUUUCAAAACAUAAUAGUAUACGCCUCUGACCCUUGGUAUGCUGCUCAAAACGCUCUAAUUUCUAAUAUUAUCAUUGUCAAUGGUAACAUUGAAACUAUUAUUGGCAGCGUACCUGCAAAUUUAGUCAAAGGAAAACUUAUUGCAGAAAUACCCAAGUUAGAUAAGGAAUAUUUGGUUUCGUUUGAUAUCUAUCCUAAUAAGUUUGUUGCUGGUUGGCAUAGUGUUAUUCAUUUCUCUAUUGGUUCUGAUUAUGGUCGUUAUGGCGAUCGAACUCCUGGUAUCUGGUUUCACACUGACGGAAAAGGAGGUCUCUACAUUUCAGCGCCAAUUAAUGGUAAUGUCGACAGAGUUUUUACCACAAAUCCGAUUGGAUUAAAUCAUUGGUCUAGUGUUGAAGUUAGUCAAUUUUUAAGAAACUCAGUUUACAUAUACACAAUCAGAAUAAAUGAAGAAAUUGUCUUUUCUGAAAUAAAUAACCUGGCUCAAAGUUUUGAUAAUGUUAAAGUAUAUGCAUCAGAUCCUUGGUAUGAUGCUCAAUAUGGCUCAAUAAGAAAUUUAUUUGUUGUCAAUGGUGUUUCCAAUAAUGGACUCCAGGCAGUUAUUGUUUUACCUACAGAUUUUAUUAUCCAUAAAAAGCAGUUUGUUUUAAAUCAAGGUUUAAUUCUUGGAACACUCGAUGUUUUAAGGAAGGAACACACUAUCAUUUUUAAGGUUUAUCCUAAAAGUUACUCUAAAGGCUGGAAGAGUGUUUUUCAUUUAACCCAGGGUAAAGAUUACGGAGCUUAUGGUGACAGAAUUCCAGGUGUUUGGUUUCAUGAUGACGGCUCCGGAAAACUUUCAAUUUUUACUGCAGUUAACGGUAACAAUAACUAUUACGUUGCAACAGCUCCGCUUCCAUUAAAUCAAUGGUCCAGUGUUAAAAUAUGUCAAAGUGUACAUAACGGGAAGUAUUGGUAUUCUGUUGAUCUUAAUGGAAUCAACAUUCAUAGAGUUGAAAAUUCUGACGCCAGAGAUUUUCAAAACAUAAUAGUAUACGCCUCUGACCCUUGGUAUGCUGCUCAAAACGCUCUAAUUUCUAAUAUUAUCAUUGUCAAUGGUAACAUUGAAACUAUUAUUGGCAGCGUACCUGCAAAUUUAGUCAAAGGAAAACUUAUUGCAGAAAUACCCAAGUUAGAUAAGGAAUAUUUGGUUUCGUUUGAUAUCUAUCCUAAUAAGUUUGUUGCUGGUUGGCAUAGUGUUAUUCAUUUCUCUAUUGGUUCUGAUUAUGGUCGUUAUGGCGAUCGAACUCCUGGUAUCUGGUUUCACACUGACGGAAAAGGAGGUCUCUACAUUUCAGCGCCAAUUAAUGGUAAUGUCGACAGAGUUUUUACCACAAAUCCGAUUGGAUUAAAUCAUUGGUCUAGUGUUGAAGUUAGUCAAUUUUUAAGAAACUCAGUUUACAUAUACACAAUCAGAAUAAAUGAAGAAAUUGUCUUUUCUGAAAUAAAUAACCUGGCUCAAAGUUUUGAUAAUGUUAAAGUAUAUGCAUCAGAUCCUUGGUAUGAUGCUCAAUAUGGCUCAAUAAGAAAUUUAUUUGUUGUCAAUGGUGUUUCCAAUAAUGGACUCCAGGCAGUUAUUGUUUUACCUACAGAUUUUAUUAUCCAUAAAAAGCAGUUUGUUUUAAAUCAAGGUUUAAUUCUUGGAACACUCGAUGUUUUAAGGAAGGAACACACUAUCAUUUUUAAGGUUUAUCCUAAAAGUUACUCUAAAGGCUGGAAGAGUGUUUUUCAUUUAACCCAGGGUAAAGAUUACGGAGCUUAUGGUGACAGAAUUCCAGGUGUUUGGUUUCAUGAUGACGGCUCCGGAAAACUUUCAAUUUUUACUGCAGUUAACGGUAAUAAUAACUAUUAUGUUGCAACAGCUCCGCUUCCAUUAAAUCAAUGGUCCAGUGUUAAAAUAUGUCAAAGUGUACAUAACGGGAAGUAUUGGUAUUCUGUUGAUCUUAAUGGAAUCAACAUUCAUAGAGUUGAAAAUUCUGACGCCAGAGAUAUUUCAAAACAUAAUAGUAUACGCCUCUGACCCUUGGUAUGCUGCUCAAAACGCUCUAAUUUCUAAUAUUAUCAUUGUCAAUGGUAACAUUGAAACUAUUAUUGGCAGCGUACCUGCAAAUUUAGUCAAAGGAAAACUUAUUGCAGAAAUACCCAAGUUAGAUAAGGAAUAUUUGGUUUCGUUUGAUAUCUAUCCUAAUAAGUUUGUUGCUGGUUGGCAUAGUGUUAUUCAUUUCUCUAUUGGUUCUGAUUAUGGUCGUUAUGGCGAUCGAACUCCUGGUAUCUGGUUUCACACUGACGGAAAAGGAGGUCUCUACAUUUCAGCGCCAAUUAAUGGUAAUGUCGACAGAGUUUUUA
Messenger RNA from Hydra vulgaris (swiftwater hydra), 2917 nucleotides. Lineage: Eukaryota; Metazoa; Cnidaria; Hydrozoa; Anthoathecata; Hydridae. The record is from RefSeq and is a predicted model, not a curated record.